This is a messenger RNA of Nothobranchius furzeri (turquoise killifish), 6965 nucleotides long. It is a transcript of the gene cfap65, whose product is annotated as cilia and flagella associated protein 65. The record is from RefSeq and is a predicted model, not a curated record. Gene Ontology annotation, biological process: sperm axoneme assembly. NCBI's taxonomy places the organism in Eukaryota, Metazoa, Chordata, Actinopteri, Cyprinodontiformes, Nothobranchiidae. Gene Ontology annotation, cellular component: sperm flagellum; cytoplasm.
UGGUGACCACAGCAAUGGCUCGUUACCGUGGAAACGCCAUAGCAGACGAACUCCGAGCGUUAUCCGCUGUGUUUCUAUGAUUUCUUUGCUACAAAAUGUACUCGCUAAGGUGCUGAUUAUACGUCGUUGAAGGCAUGUUGGCAGAAGCUAGCAGCAUUGCAAAUCGAUGGGAAAUCUCCAUCUCUGGACAAAAUGUCGAAGAUACAGGAACUCACAACGGACAGGAUGGGCGGUACCAGAAAAAUACCUCAAACCAAAAAACCUGUCAUUUGGGUUUGGAAACCAAACCAGAGCUCCUAUGGGACAAUUGGAGCCCUGGAAGCAAAUUCACCAAGGUUCUGGUGUUAAAAAACAUCGAUAACAAGCUGAAGAAGCUGAACAUUAGACAUCCAAUGUCCAACAUUUUCUCUGCCUCGAUUCCUCAGAUCGUCUUCAUCAGCCCGGGGACUACUUUCAUUAUUCCAAUCACCUUUGGGCCACAACAAAUGUGUGAAUAUGAGGACAGCAUUGAGUUUCAAGAUAAAAAAGAAAGAUUUUGUGUGUAUCUCCAUGCCAUCAUCCCCUGCCAUAUGCUGGAGGUUCCUGGUUCUGUGGAGCUCCCACUCUGUGCCGUUCAGCACACCUCACAAACUGAAUUCCAUAUAAAAAAUGCCAGGAAUUUCCAGACGUUUUUCGAGUGGGAUUGUGCAGAACCGUUUCAUUUGAGCCCAGAGCGAGGCCUGCUGCAGCCUGAGCAGGAGUGUCCCAUCAGAGUGAUGUUCCACCCACAAGAGGCGCAGAUGCACCAGCAGCAGGCCUGCUGCAGAUUUGGAGAUGAAGGGGAAAAGGCUAAUAGCGUCACUGUACAUCUACAGGGAGAAGCAAAAUAUCCUUACCUUGAGUUAAAACAUCCGGGCAGCAAAAAGGAGGAAAAUUGCCUUUCAGAGUUACACUUUGGGUCUGUGGCAGUUGACCAGAGUUUAAGCAAACACUUUGACAUCUUUAACCCUUCCUCUGUAAGCGUGCAUUUUUCCCUAUCACCACUGCCUGCUGUAGCCAUGUUUACAUCAGCGUUCUACUGUGAUGUCACCAGAGGCAUCUUGCCACCUGGUGGGUCCCUCCGGGCUUCAGUCACGUAUUCUCCCACCGUGGUGGACACCGUCUCUGUCGAGUACUUGUCUCUAAAAUAUAACGGGUCAAUCAACAAUCCUCAGCUCACACUUAAAGGCAAAUGUAUAGGUCCCAGCGUUUCACUCUUGCCCUUGGUUUUGGACUUUGGGUGUGUUAAAGAACGUGGAUCGGCAGUGCUGACAGUGAAACUGAUUAAUUCAUCUCCUGCUGAGGCUAUUUACCAAUGGGACAUUGAUAGUGGAAACAGUGUAUUUAGUAUUUUGCCAGCAAGUGGGUCUGUGGCCCCACAUAGCCACAUCAAGCUUAAGGCAGUCUAUAGACCCACACAACCAAUAGCAUACUACAGAAGAGUGGCAUGUCUCGUCCUGCACACGGAUCCAGUGUUUCUGGAUUUAAUUGGAACUUGUCACUCGGAGCUCCAGCGACCACAAAAACUAAAACCUGAACACUUGGUUCAGUACAUGAGUCACUACAGCUAUGUCCAGACCAGCCCAUUCUCUGAUAAUGAUUUGCAGCAAAAUGUAAAUACGCAGCUAGACCAGCAGGGGGUGCCAUUACCCAUGCCGGAGAUAAAUCAAAACCCUGUUAUUUUGACCACACCCAUGGAAGACAUUCGUCAAGUCAGCACGGGAUCCGUAGAUUUUUUCUCCUCUAGCUCUUCUUCACCAUCAUCUCCACAUGUAUCGGUGGUGCCAAGUGAAUUGCUGUUUAACCACAAAAUCAUACCCUCUUCUAUUUCUCCAUCAGAGUUCGUACAGUAUGUUACUGUUAGGAACUACAGUGGAGGGAAACUUAGGCUGGCGUGGACCGUCGCUGAAGAUUCUCCCUUCUCAGUGUCUCCAUCCUCGUUCGACCUGGACUCACUGACAUCAAACUCAUUCACAGUGACUUAUGCCCCCAAGCAGCUUAAUACCCUGCAUGGGGGACAACUUGAGUGUUUUGUGUACCAAGAGGACAUUUCUGAUGGGCUGCGACCGCCUUUAUGUUUUACUGUCAGAGUCAUCGGUCAUUCAUUUCAGCAAGGAAAGAAACAUUUCGACCCAAGCUGCUCUUUGAACCCAUCUCAAGUGGUUUUUCCUGGCCUGGGUGGAAUGUCCUGUCAGAAUGUUCUACUGCAGAACAACAGCACACUGCCACUCACCUUCUGCCUAAGCCACGCCUCAAACACCUGGAGAGACUCUCUUUCCCUGCUGCCAGGCUGUGGUCUGAUCCCACCGGGGGAUCACCAGAUCAUCACCAUCAGAUUACUUCCCACUGAGGACAGUCCUGAACAGGGAUUACGCUUAACGUUGCAGCUUAACGCAGCUGAAUUCUCAAAGGAGCUAACAAUAUUAAGUGUGGCUGAAAAGCCACACGUGUCCCUGGAAAGUGGCAGCAGUUUGUAUUUCCACCCAACAGCUGUGGGUUCAACAUCCCAGAGCACCCAUCACAUUAAGAACAUCAGUUGCCUGCCUAUACAGUUUGAGUGGAACAUUCCAGAAACAGAACAGAGGUUUAUUUUUGUCAAACCAGACGCUGGUGAACUGCAUCCCAAUGAAACCUCGGUUCAGGUGUGGACCUUCAGUCCUUUGGCAGAGGAAUCCUACACGCUUCAACCUACCCUCAACUUCUGGCCAGUCCAGAGUGAUGGAUCCAAAAGGUGGAAUCUCACCCUUGAAGUGGUUGGAAGGGGUGCAAAGGGCUUCAUAGAGGUGGAGAACGCAGUCGUGGAUGUGGGGGAUGUUUUAUAUGGAAGCUGUAGAAAAGUGGAAAUUCCUCUGGUGAACAACAGUCCCUGUUUUUUAAAGUUUCGUCUUUCUGUGGAGCGGAUUCAAGCAGAUGUCCACCCUUCUUAUGAGCAAGAAUACGAUCAGAGUGCUUUUCAUCUGGACUGGGAAACGGGAGCCAUCACCUCAAACUCCACGACGCUGCUCCAGUCCUCUGUCAGACUUUACAAACAAGCGCGCUACCUCUGGGCCAUCAGUGCUCAGGUUCUAAAUGCUGAUGGGACUACAUCAUCUUCUCCUCAGAAACUGUGUGAAGUUCAGGCUAAGGGGGUGUUCCCCACCUUACAGGUUGUCGGUGCAUGUAGUGGUGGAAGUGUGGACAGGCUCAGCAAGGGGCAUGUGUGGAAACUCCUCUCACUGGACAGCCUUAAUGAACAUCUGCGUUCUGCCCCCUCUUCUGCAGAAGUCACCACAAAACCCCCCAUAAAUCUGCACAUUAGUCCUCCCAUCUUCCCCACAGUCCUGCUGGACUUCAGCUUUGGUUCAGCUUCUGUGUAUUCUGAUCCUGCAGAGUUUGUGUUGAUGUUUCACAACCCUGGUUCUUUCCCCGUAGACUGGGCCUUUUUAUUUCCGAAGGACCAGCGCACUGAGCUGCCAGGCUGGGCGGAGACAGGAGAGCUCAGCAGCACAGAGCUGGACCACAUGCAGAUUCAAGACUGUAAGCUCUUCACUGUUGCUCCUCAUUCUGGGACUUUGCUUCCUGGCCAGAAGAGGGCAGUACAGUUCAGCUACAGUCACAAUGUAAUCGGAACAAAUCGUCUCCCGGUUGUAUUCAAACUCUCUUAUGGCCGAGAGACGUUGCUGAACUUUCAGGGAGUGACAGUAGAGCAAGACAAACCACACCUCUUUGCCUCCAAUCAACAUGCGUUCGCCCCUGUAGAUGUCGGGGACUGCAGGCCUCCAAGGCAGAUGUAUGAAUUAUACAAUGGCGGGGCGGUGCAAGUACACUAUGAAGUUGACCAAACUGUGUUGUCACAGCUUCAGAUGGACAACUUCAAUCAUCCGGUGUUGUCCUGCAUCAGUCCACAAGGAGAAGUUCUCCCUGGGGAGACAGCCACACUUGAGUGGAUCUUCUCUCCACUGGAGUUAAAGCUGUACCAAAUGGAUGUUCCUAUUCAUAUCCAUGACAACGACUUGAUAACUGUGAGGUUUGAAGGAUGUGGGACUAAGACUUUGACACAGAGCUCCUCAGAUGUCAGUAUGCAGAGAGAGCCCUUUCCAGGACAGGUAUUAUUUCUGUCUGAGGACAGUGUUCUUAUAGGUGAUGUCCCUGUUCGCUCACAAACUACAAGAGUCUUCUUCCUCACCAAUGUGUCUCACACAGAAUCUGCUCUCUUCUUGUGGGAGAUUCCCCGACAGAAGGGGUCAGACCAGAAGGUGGUGCAGAUCCAUCCAGAGCGAGGCCGUCUGCGUCCAGAGGAGUGCACCCUCUGCGUCCUGACCUUCAGCUCCACUGAUUACCCCACCAUUCAUCAGCUGGAUCUCAUAUGUCAGGUCACUCAGGAGGCUGCUCUUGUUCAGUAUCAUGAUGAGCUGCAGCGCUGGGAAGAAGAGAAACGAAGGCAGGAGAAUGAAUUCAUAAUCACAGACAAAAGUGCUUCGAAAAACCAAAGAGUUUUGGUGGAUGAGAAACCUCAAACAUCUCCUGUCAGAAAAGGGUCCCUCAGUAAAUAUAAGGUUCUUCCUCCUAUCUCAGCUGGUAGCGAAAUCUACAGGCGUGAAGAAACAGUCAGUUUUUAUACCAACCAAACCCGAGCCGAGCGAAGGCUGCGACGAGAAGCCGCAAAAAUAUGGAGGUGCCCUCAACCCCCCCGACCAGCUCUGCUGCACCUGAGGGUUGCAGCUCACUCCUUUGAGCUUCAGGACUACUUGAAACUCUGUCCUGACGAGUACCACACAUGUUUUAGGAACAUUCAGGCUAAAAUUGGACCCACUUCUGCAGUCCCACCCCUCUUCGCUCCCUCGCUUUCAUCAGCUCCUGGCCCUGGGAAGGACGUUGUUGCACAGAUACUAACCUGCAUGAUCAGUGAUAUUCUCAGUGAUCCAGAAUUGGCCCGGUCUCCGGUAACUCUGUCCUCCAAGCCCCGUCCCUACCAGCCUGCAGACAUGUCUUCCACUCACUUCUCUCCAGUCCCACCCAGCCCUUGUACUCCAACGCGUCCCCCUUCUACCUCUGCCACUUUACCUCAGCACCACCGCCUGCUGAAUGAGGCUGUGGCUAAAGAGGGUACUGAGAUAACACAGAACACACUCCAGCCUAUGCUUGCUCCUGCUUACAUGUGUGAAGCUGUUCUGUUGAAUACGCUUCAGAACUUGUUGACUGAAGCGGUCAAAGGACAGUUUGACCUUACAGCUCAUCCCUGCAUUAUCCCACCAUCUUCUUACCUGAGAAGCAGAGCCAAGCCAGAGGAGGACCAGUAGACCAUCAAGUCUUCUCAUCCUCCUAGCAAGCCACAGCUUUUAUCAGGCUACACGUAUAUUCCAUCUGUUUUCUUCUCAUCCUGUUGAAUUAUUCUCAUCACUUCUGCUUAGGGAAGAAAAAUUUUUUUUAAAUGUGAAUAAAAUUUAAUCUGAUUGAAAUUUUAGGAGAUUGUGUUUUGAUAAACAAAUAUUCACACAGGAAGCUGAAUGAACUAACGAGAGAGAAGGAAACAUUUUUUUGCAUGACAGUUGCAAACAUCUCAGGCCCUGUCCACACGUAGCCGGGGAUCUGCCCAAACGUAGAUAUUUUUCUACGUUUUGGCCUGUCAUCCACACGAAAACUGAGUUUUUUCACACGAAAACGGAUCUUUUUAAAAACUCCGGCCAAAGUGAAGAUCUGCGUUUUCUCCGUUUUGGGUGUCUGCGUGUGGACGGACAAAUCGGAGUUUAAGGUCCGCAACGUCACUUUCCGCGACAAAAAAUGCUGACAUCACGUGUGCGACCUGUGUUUACACUAGCCGACAGCAUGGAAGCCCUCAGAGCUGCGCUCGCUUUAUUAAUUGUCCAAGCACUUUCUGCUUGUUUGUUUUUGCAAGCGGAAUUACUGCUCCUUGCGGAAGACCACAGACGAAGGACGAGGUUAAGAACGGGGGAAGUACUGCCGCCUACAGGUCUGGCAUGUCCUUAACAACGUAUUUAUCCGGGUACGUGUGGACAGAGUUUUUUUUUAAAACGAGGUGGUGUGGAUGCAAGUUUUUGUAGGGGCGGAUAUUCGUUUAAAAAACCCCGGCUAUGUGUGGCCUGAGCGUCACGGUCUGCCUCUAUCAGCAGGUGAGGUGACCUGGCAGUCAGCUGUUUGUGUUGUAGGUGGGCGUGGCACGAGCUCCAGCUGAUCCUGAUUCCGCUAAUCAGAGGGCCAGGGGAUUUAAGGAGCGGUGUGACACAACUCCAGCGCUGGUUGAUACUCUCACCAGGUAUCGCGCCUCACAUCCUCUAACCACGCCUGGAGUUGUUUUCCUCGUCCCAUUGCUCAGGAUCCUCUGGCCUCCACUCUCCAUCGCUCUGCCUGCCUGCCAACCUACACCCUGGACUCACACAACCUUCUCCUGUCCACCUCCUCUACAACCAUCAGACCUGCCACCUCUCCUCCACUCAACUUCACCCAGUCCACCAUCGCUAAGAACUGGUUUAGGACCAUUUCCGGUCCGUUCCUGCUUUUUCUGGAGCAGCGUCCUUAGUUUUUCCUUCGCUUCAUUUAAUAAAAUAUUUUACUCUUUUUACUUACCUGGUUUUCACGUGGGGUUCUUCUCCUGGGUUAAGCACCUUGCCUACAACAUGACACUCAGGACUUUGAAUAAAGAACUGAUUAAUACAGUGGAAGGGCGCCAGCUGUGGAAAAAUUCAGUAUUCAGCGACAAAUUCUUAUAAAAAUGAACAAGUUAAUUUCCUUAAUUGGAACCAAUGUCCACAAGAUGGUGACAGAGACAUAAUAAGUGAACCACCUCUGUGUUUAUGUUGCAUCAAGUUACACACACAUAUCACUCCAUGAAUUAAGAAACAAGCAAUGCAUUAUAAAAUCCUUACUAUGAUCAAUAAAUAUCUUUACUCCCAAAUUUUAGGUUAAAUUUCAAGUAUACGUAAAAAGCUAACUGUAUAUCUGGAGAAUAU